This is a messenger RNA of Heterocephalus glaber (naked mole-rat), 1809 nucleotides long. Lineage: Eukaryota; Metazoa; Chordata; Mammalia; Rodentia; Bathyergidae. The record is from RefSeq and is a predicted model, not a curated record.
UACAUAAUUAUUAAUGUAACACAAAUCCAGUGUUUCCUGACUGCUAAUCUACAAAGUCAGCACAGACGUUUUUAGAGUUGGAUUUGAGAGACAAGUACCUUCAGAAUGACUAGAAAGCAAGAGGAGUAUGUUGUGAAUGUUGAACAAAAUGUGGCCGAGAUGUGUCCCAGAAAUCCAUACUGUUCGAAUGAAGAAAUGCAGUGUGGUUGCAGACUGCACAAUGUGAUAAUCCAGCCACAGAUGGCUACAGGAAAACCAUGGUCACUCUGGAAAAUGAGUCUAGUGUGUCUUUUGGCCUGCUUAAUAGCCUCAGCCAUUGCAGUUCUGGUCUUAUAUUUUGGCCACUUUGGCAAGCCCACCAGCAAUACCACCAUCAUCAUUCACGCAGAUGGAAAGUCCAGUCAGGAUCCUGGAGUCCCUGCUCCUACCACACCUCCUGCCCCAUCAAUCCCAACUGGACCUCAAAGCAUCAUGCCUUCUACCCUCACAGCCAGCCAAAGUACACCUACUAGUGUACCCACAGCUUCCUUGGAGAUGACUAUCUCAAUUACCACCACACCUACAGUGCAUGAGGUUAUAAUUGAUGAGGACUAUGAGGAAGCAUAGUCUUAAGCUCUUGGUGCUCCUCAAGCCAGAUCUAAACCUUUACCUCAAAGGAGGUAUGCCUUGCAUUUUCUCCCCUUGCAAUGAAGUUCUGGCUUUAUAAGGACCUGUUCCUCUUGCUCAGUGCUUUGCUGGCUUCUCAUGUGGUGAUGACAGUCUUGGGGCCACCGAUGUUCAAAUGAUUCGGAAAGGAAAAUGACUAUGAAUCUGGGCGAUUCACCCAGGCUACAGCAAAGAAUAUUUUUUCCCCUCUCCUGUGCAACCAGCCUCAUGGAUCACUAAUGAGAAUUUCAGCUCAUAAAAAGGCUACCAGGUAGCCCUACUCAACUUAGCUUCCUUCAUGCUGUUUUGAAUCCAGUAUCUACCAUCUGGCAAGUGUGAGUUUUCUCCUAAUCUCUUAUACUUGACUCUUUUUCAGUAUUUGUAUGCCAGCAGGGAAAGAAGCUAAUGUUCAAUUAAAGAGAUUAAUAAGCAUAAUUUACUAAAUAUCUACUGAUCUUUACUAAGGGGCACCUCCUGUUGGUGAAUUCAGAAACAGUGGUCAUCAGUAAGAAGUAAACAAGGAUGGAUCCUGAGAAAAAACUGAACACAGGAAAGGGGUGAAGGUUUAGAUUUAAGGAGAUGGUUAGAACAGAGAAUGAAAACACCAUGGAAAUAUGGAAUCAAAAGCAAAAGCACACUCAGAGCUCAAAUGUAAACAAGUGACAUAUUUACAUGAACCUGCAAUUUCUCAUGAAGAUGGACAAUAAUAUUCUCCAUAUCUGAUAUUGCAUAAUCUCUAAACUAUUUUGAACUGCUACUUAGACAUUUUAAGCUCUUCCAUUGUUUUAUAACUCAUUGCAUAACUCAGAGGACAUAUUGCUUAUGAUUUGUGUGAAACAUAAGACUUGUUCAAUGUUACUCAUGCUACAAGUGGUUAGUACAGUACUAAUUAGAAGCAUAAAUUUUUUCAGUCUGGAAAAGACUUCAGAGGUAAAGAAAGCUGCCUGCCCUACCCUCAGCCUACUAACUACAAAAAGAGAUUAACCCAAGAAAGACUAAGCCAAAGACAGACUCAGUGAGUCAACAUUAGAACUCAUGUCUCUAAAUUAUACUUUCUGAAUCUCUUUGGCAUAUAAUUAGAGGUCCUGUACCCAUUCUAAAAGCACAAGACUUCCCAAGGCAAAAGACUUUGUACAAACCUAGGUUGGUUUUCUGCAGCCAAUA